AAGAGCGGGUGACAUGAAGAUACGUGUCUAGUUUGGUCAUCAUAUCUCCCGCCCAUCAAAACCCUUCCGCCUUGUAUAAAUAUAGAGGUACAUAACAUGUUUUUCAAUACAACAAACACUAGCUACCACCCAAACAAGCUUCCUUAUCACAUUGUCUCAAUAUUAACGUUGUACAUCUUAACUUAGCCAAAACAGAAAAGAGAAAGUUGUACCACAUACAUACAAGGUUUUAAUACAUUAAUUUAUCAAUCACUUGCUAGUUAACAUGAACUAUGAGGAAACUGAGCUUACUCUAGGGUUGCCUGGACGAGGCACGAAGCGUUUGCUUUCCGGGGAGGCGACAACCAAAGGCGACAAGCCUAUGGUGGUGGGAUGGCCGCCGGUAAAGGAGCAUCGGAAGGGUAUUACAAUGAGUCGGAGAUACGUGAAAGUGGCGGUGGAUGGAGCUCCUUAUUUGAGAAAAGUUGAUUUACAAAGUUAUGGUAACUACGAUGAGUUGCUGAGUGCGUUACAGGAGUUGUUUGGCUGUUUUACUGAGAGUGAUGAGAAGAAGCUCGUGGAUUGUGUUAAUGGGACACUUGAAUAUGUACCGACUUAUGAAGAUAAAGAUGGUGACUGGAUGCUUCUUGGUGAUGUUCCAUGGAAAAUGUUUGCUCAGUCGUGCAAGAGGCUAAGGUUGAUGACGAGAACACCUUCAAUAUGCUAAGUUCAAAUUGAUGGAUAUCAUUAUGUAAAGGGGAGAGAGUUUUCUCUCUUCUUUUAAACCAGAAAGAACUGUAGAUUGAUAAAGAACAAUAUAUAGCAUACAUGUAUGGUUCAGAUUCUACACCUUAUACAGCUAGCUCUAGUUGGUGAUACAUACAAGUAGAAUCUAUUGUAAUGGGGAUUAACUGCAUUUUUGGAUCGUGCAUGUUGCUGUACUGCUAUAUUCAGCAAUAUAUUUACUAUGCACAUAUUUGAUAGUACUAC
Molecule: messenger RNA, 969 nt
Organism: Daucus carota subsp. sativus
Lineage: Eukaryota; Viridiplantae; Streptophyta; Magnoliopsida; Apiales; Apiaceae
Product: auxin-responsive protein IAA1
Exons: 2
Coding region: 266-706 (146 amino acids)
Biological process (GO): regulation of DNA-templated transcription
Cellular component (GO): nucleus
Molecular function (GO): protein binding
Source: RefSeq, a predicted model, not a curated record